AUGUGUCAUAAUAUUGAAUCAGGUGAGAAAAUACAAGAGGCGAUUAAAGACUUAGCAGGCACUCAUGUUACUAAUAUCAUGCCUAAUUGUGAAGGGUGGGCUCUUGCUGAAAAUGAAAAAAAUAAUCAGAGAGAGCCUUGGAAACGAAUAACAGAACAAAUCAGAAAUUUAUUAGAAAAUAUGUUUCACAUGGGGAUAGCAGAUAGCAAAAACAAAUUCACAGGUCAAGAAAUACAUGAUGAACUAUUGAAAUGGGCUCAAUGUGGUGAAUUUGAUCAAAGUGAUAUUCCAAAAGUAACUACUAUUAAUAACUGGAUUGCGACUUUUACAACAAAACCCACCCGAACAGACAGAAAAGGAAAGUGUACAAAUACUAGUACUAUACCAGUUGAUGAUGCUGGCUCCCAACAUGAUUCACAUUCUUAA
This is a messenger RNA of Racocetra fulgida, 426 nucleotides long. The record is from the annotation of a GenBank genome assembly. Lineage: Eukaryota; Fungi; Glomeromycota; Glomeromycetes; Diversisporales; Gigasporaceae.